This is a messenger RNA of Struthio camelus australis, 2129 nucleotides long. The record is from RefSeq and is a predicted model, not a curated record. NCBI's taxonomy places the organism in Eukaryota, Metazoa, Chordata, Aves, Struthioniformes, Struthionidae.
UGCGCGUGUGCGCUGGCUCGGAGAAGGGCUGUCGCUGCUCAUGCCUCCUUGUCCUCAGGCAGCGCUGUUAAAAGAGUCCUGUCACAGAGCCAGCGGAGCCGGGUCUGUGGGGUUUUUGGUAGCCUCAAAACUUAACCACAGCGUGAGAUGGCAGCGAGACCGGGUUUCUGCUGGUGUCUCUACAGCGAGGUGCCUCAAACGUCAGUGUGUAAGUUGUUAUCCCGCUGUCUUCACGCAGAGAGUGCCGCGGACAGGAUGGGUGUACCGGAAGGUGGAGAAGCCAGAGAGCGUGUCGGAUCACAUGUACAGAAUGGCAAUGAUGGCUCUGGUGACCGAAGACAAAAGCCUUAACAAAGACCGAUGCAUACGAUUAGCUUUGGUUCACGAUAUGGCUGAAUGCAUUGUUGGAGAUAUUGCUCCUGCAGAUAAUAUCUCCAAAGAGGAGAAACACAGGAGAGAAGAGGCAGCUAUGCAACAACUGACCCAGCUUCUGUCAGAGGACCUCAGGAAAGAAAUCUAUGAUCUCUGGGAAGAAUAUGAAAAUCAGUCUACUGCAGAAGCCAAGUUUGUAAAGCAGUUGGAUCAGUGUGAGAUGAUACUGCAAGCAUUUGAGUAUGAAGAGUUGGAAAAGGCACCCGGCAGACUACAGGAUUUUUAUGAUUCAACUGCUGGAAAAUUUGUUCACCCAGAAAUACUUCAGCUUGUGUCCAUGAUUAAUACAGAAAGGAAUCAAAAAAUAGCUGCUACAUGUCAUCCACAUUCCUGAGGUGUUCCUAAGCAGCUCUAGCUAUAUUAAAAUUUUUUUUGUUUUACAUUCUCUGUGUUUUUUUCCCUCCUAUAACAUCACUAAGUCUGCCAGGGGCAUUUUUAUUGUGCAUCAACUGCUGAGAAUACUGAGACCACUUAAGAUAGGAGCAGGUAGGGUAGUUGCAUCACAGAGCAUAGAUUCUGCCAAGGACCAAAUUCUGUAAAUGAGGUUUAGGUUUUUUGGUUUUGUGUUUCUUUUUUUUUUUUUUCCUCAAAUCAGCUUCAAAACUAAGGCAGUCUCACUUGUGAAAGUACUUUAUCUGUAGGACAGUAUAUUUCAUGUCAGGGCAAAAUAACUAUAAUGCUGAAUGAAAUGUAACUCUGGUCACUAAGGGAAAGCCUAAUUAUUAUGUGAAAGCAUAUGUUCUUCAGCAGAACAUAAUCCAGUAAUAAUAAAUCAACAUUAGGAAGAGAUUCUGUUGUAGAAUACUUAACUUACUCUUUAAUGAAAAGCUUUUUUUAUGCCUUAACAGCUAAAAUGCCUAUUUAGGUUUUUAUUACCUUUGAAUGAAGUCUUUGGAGUAGCAUAAAAUGUUUGUUUAUUGUCCAAAUGGUGUUUCAAGCAGAUUCUGUCCUGGUUCUGCAGAAAGCUGUAGAAGGCCUGACUAAACUCUCCAGCAGGAAACUUCACUUCCACAGAUACAUCCAAACUAGAACUCCCAGAUAAAUGGGAGAGAGUCUUAUUUAGUCCUAACCUCAUGUUGAGGUCCAGUUCCGGAGCAAUGCAGUUCCUCAGAUUUUCCCCUUGAAAACACUUUUAAUGCUAGGUAAACUUUACAAAAUACUAAAACAUCCCUAUUCUGUGCACAGAAUUCAUUGAUUGCUAUAUUCAGAGAAAGAAUGGUAAGACAGUAACCGCUCACUCUGGUUUGGUUUGACGCUCUUGAAUGUGUUCAUUUCACUAGCAGGUUCACAGUUCAAACUAAUUUUCACAGCAGUUGAAGAUGGAAUCCAAAUCUUUAGUAAAUUCCAACUUAACAGCUUUUUUUCCUACCUUUCCCAAGUGAGAUAUAAACUUUUCGGAUAAAAUCUUCCGUUGCAUAUCUCAGUCAGUGGGGUCCUAGUCGAGUAUAAAUCCACUCUUAGGGUUUUUUUUUCCAUCCUCAGUCAAGUAAGAGUGUGUUAUCAGAGCAUCAGCAUGUGUUGGCCGUGCUAUCUGACGUUUUUAUUCAGUGCCAUGAAUGGGCAUCUGAGGUCUGCAGUGGGGAAAUUCAUGUAAGUUUAACUUAGCUCAUUGCAAACAAAUCUGUUCAGAUAAUGCACUGACUGUCACAGGUAGUCUUGUUUUGUGACUUCUAAAUAUGCAUAGGUUUAAGAACAUA